UUGUGUUUUGUUUUAGUUUCACGUUUGAAUUUUCUUUAAAGUUUUUAUUUUAAAAUAAUUAGUUUUGAUGCAAUAGACUACGUUAACCGGGUCUAAACAGUAGUGCAACCUUAAGAACUGUGUUAUUAAGUUGUAUAUAUCCUUGAUUAAUUAAAAAUGCCACGGACAAAAAGGCCAGUAAGGAAACAGGAAAAAACCGCUGAAGACGACGAUGCCUUGAAAAAACUGAACAAAUUGGUCACAGACCAGAAGAAUAAGAUAGAUUCCCGCGCUCACAUGGAGCUGCGGAAUGUGGAGCUUGCCUUUAAGAUACUUCUUGGAUCUAUCAGCAAUGUAUACCUGCAGAAAACUGUUGGACAGCUGAAAUCAGAAUUACACCUAAAAGAAGUUCCAACAAACACAAGGAGGACUCGUCAUUCUAGCCGCUCUGCUUCACAUGACGAUGGGUAUCUGACGGAGAACUCUUCGCAGAGCUCCGGCGGCCGCAGCAAGAGGCAAAUACCGGUCCCCACAACAGUAGGUAGAUCAACGACAGGUCGGUCGACGGCGACCGCGCGCCGCUCCCGCUCGGCCGACGCGUCGUGCCGCAAGCUGCCGCCGCCCACCGCCAACAAGACUGUACAGCGACGUCGCUCGCGGUCCGUCUACCGCACGCCCGCUUAUAAUAAGAAUGCUGCCGUCAACUAUCCUGCUAUUACGCCAAAGGUGACCCCUCAAACUCCUCUAACAGUGCUGCGUCAGCCGCGACAGGGAGAGAUGGUGGUGUCCAUGUCCGGCUCGCCCGUCAUGGUGCCCACUUGUUACACAAUGAAACCCGACGAGAUGGCGAACUGCAACAUCCUCCUACAGGACGGCACGAUGCUCUCCCUCCAGCCUAAACAGUUGCGCCAGUCGCAAGCAUACAUUCCAUUCUCUCUAAUGGACUCCAAUGUACUCAACCAACUGAAAACACUCAAAGAUAACCUUGACAAAGUGGUCAAACUUGGAGAAAAGGCUAUUAAAUAAGGUUACCCAACCAUUGGGAAAAUUCUCAGUACCUAGGAAUAUUAUUGCCCGAUGCCCAGGCGUUGGGAAAAUUCCCAUUGUUACCUACAGUACACGGCGAUGAUUAUUGCACAUUGACUUUUAGAGCAGACAAUUUUGUCUGAUAUUAGAUACGAACAAAUAUUUAUAUGAAACUUUAUUUUUCAAUCCUUUAUGAUUCGACGAAAGUGAUCGACUAGUUUCAGCCAUUGAUAUAAAAUAUGAUUCUACAUGAUUAUCUAUGGGUAGAAUUUAAGAUAUAUCUCGAUGGUAAAUUAAAUAUAUACUGUUGUUUCUUUUUUACCUACGUCUCUUUGCCUGAAUAGAAAGAGACAACACAUCAUUGUUAUUUUGGAAAUAAUUUUGUGACGUCAUCAAAAUACCUACUGGUUCCGAAUUCAUUAAUUACACGGCACUGUUAUCAGUGCAUGUCAGUGGUAGAUCAGCCCUCGAAAGCGAUGGUUUCCGAUAUCCCUUUUCGAAUAUUUAGUAGAAUUCGUGUUGAUCUUGUAUGAGAUAAAAGAAUAGAGGGAAAGUUAAUGAGGAGAACGAUGCCCCAGUGUAGUGUUAUUGGAUGUAUCACCAAAACUAUAACUAUACCGCCAGGUGUAACAUUACGUCGAUAAGUAUUGUUAUAUCUCAUUAAAAUUGGUUUUUUAAACUCUUAAAAGUGCGUUUGCUGCAAAUAGACUCAAUACAAUUUAUUUUAUGAAUACUUUGAUAGUUUGAAACAUUUUUAUGGUUCAACACCCAAAAAUUACCUAACCUUAAAUAAAUGUUGACCUGUUGAUGAAAAGUGUGUAUCGUGAAUGUAAAAAGUUAAUAAUAUUUUUUGAACUAAUAGACGUUUUACGAUACAAAUAAUUAUAGUAGUAAAAAUAUCGAUACUUUUCUACUGUGUCAAAAGUCACAUUCCUAGUGCAAAGCUCUGGGAAGUGUAGGUAGGCACGUUUUUAGUAAGUACGCCUUUCUUGAUGUCAAUACAAUGUUCAAUGCUUUCAGCCGUUUGCUAUCGUGGUAUAUGCUACUUGGGCUGAUUGCCUCUUUCCAAAGGUUGUUGUGCAAUAUUUAUGGCCAGGUAUACUUGGUUUUUAUUCCUAGG
Molecule: messenger RNA, 2125 nt
Organism: Spodoptera litura
Lineage: Eukaryota; Metazoa; Arthropoda; Insecta; Lepidoptera; Noctuidae
Gene: Borealin
Product: borealin-like
Biological process (GO): mitotic sister chromatid segregation
Cellular component (GO): spindle midzone; chromosome passenger complex; chromosome, centromeric region
Source: RefSeq, a predicted model, not a curated record